CAGAACCGUGGACGAAAUAGUUGGCGUCAUUGAGCCGCCAGCAAACAGCUGAAGCCCGCGAUUCUAAGGAUUCUCAUCUCAUCAUCUCAUAUUCAUCAAAUCCACUGCGUUAAAAAAAAUUCAAGCCAUCAACCAUACCCAUAUGUAAUGCUCACUGCCAUAAAACACAUCAUCCGCCGUCUGUAGCUUCAUCCCGCAGCGAUGCCCUCAACGCCAUGGAUCUUCAUCUGCCCCUCCAGCAGAGGCAUCGGCAAUGCCCUCACUCGCCACGUCCUGCGCCGCACGGCCCGAUUGUCUACGGCCAUUCCGGUUCUUGCAACUACGCGGCAUGCUGAUCCGGCGGUGGCCAAGGCCGCGCUUCUCAGGGAUGUGUUUUCCACUCCGUCGUCUCCAUCGUCGUUUUAUUCGUCAUCGGCGUCUUCAUCGUCACUGUUAGACGGACAGCAGCAGCAGCAACAGGAACAGCAACAAAAAGAUGAGCUCUCAAAACGCCUCUUUGUCGUGCGCUGCGACGUCACAGACGAAUCCACCAUCGAAUCUGCCGCCCAAAAGGCACACAAUCUGUUCCCCAAGGACUCGCACCACCUGCACCUCGCCUGCGUACUGCCAGGCGUGCUCCUCAACCCGGAGAAGUCGCCGGCGCAGGUCGACGCGGACGCGGCUCUGCAGUCGUUCCGGGUGAAUGCCGUGGGCCAGCUGCUGGUGGCGAAGCAUUUCUUUGGAUUCCUGCCCAGAAGGGCCACUGCCAUGUCGCCGCCGGGAUACGAGUACGACGACGAAGACGUCGACGAGGAGGACGACUAUGGGGACGAAGACGAGGACGAGGCGGAGGAAGAGGCCGUGCUGAAGCUACCCCAGCACGCUACUUGGCUCAACAUGUCGGCGAGGGUGGGAUCCACGACGGAUAAUCGGUCCGGCGGCUGGUUCUCGUACCGCGCGAGCAAGGCGGCUGUGAAUAGCAUCACCAAGAGCCUGGACAUUCAGCUGCGCGCCAGGGCGGGCGGCAAUGCCAUUGCGGUGGCGUAUCACCCUGGCACGGUCAAGACGGAGCUGAGCAAAGACUACUGGGGAGGCGUGCCCAAGGAGAAGUUAUUCAGCACUGAGUAUGCGGCCGAGAGGCUCAUGGACGUGGUGUGUGGGCUGGGGGUGGAGGACAGAGGCCGAUGUUGGAAUUGGAAAGGGACUGAAAUUCCUCCUUGAAAUUCAUCGGCAUAAAUGACACACACACACUCUCUCCUCCUCUCUUACAAGCACAUAUGAAAAUAGGCAUAUAGGAACACAGGCACAACAUUGAAAUUAAAACGUCUUU
Trichoderma virens Gv29-8 is the source of this 1309-nucleotide messenger RNA. RefSeq lists its product as uncharacterized. The transcript has a single exon. NCBI's taxonomy places the organism in Eukaryota, Fungi, Ascomycota, Sordariomycetes, Hypocreales, Hypocreaceae. The record is from RefSeq and is a predicted model, not a curated record. The coding region runs from base 202 to 1200 and encodes 332 amino acids.